UUACAGAUGUCGCGCUUUUUGAAACCCAUCGAUUAUAGCGAUGAUGAAGAUGAGUCUUGCCUAGUUAGAGCAAAACCAAUUGAUCCAAAGUUCGCUCGAAAAUUGGGCAGUUAUGCUGCUGGCAAAGAUUUUGUUACUAAAAGUGUGAAGUCGCAGCAGGAACUGGAAGAAAGUAUUGUAAUAGUGAAGAAUAGUCCAAACACUGGAGAAAUAAGAAACGAAGAAACUAAUUUAGAACGGCACAAUAAACUUGGAGCAAAAAUAUUGAAAGCGAAACUACAAGGCAAAACGUCUUUGAUAAAAAAGUUGGAGAAAGAGUUGCAUACUCUAAAAAAAGAUGGACAAGGCCCAUCUUCGACUUGCAAAAUACUUCUUAGAACUGACGGAGGUGAUGUGGGUGAUGUGGUGAUACCCGCUACUAUGAAACAAGAAGAAAAGAAUUUAAAAAGUCGCGGAAGUGUUGAUGCAAUUUAUCACGCUAACAAAAGUAUUCAUGAUAUAGUAGCUGACGAAAAAGCGAUAGGAUCCGCUGAUCAUAUUUUCAGCACUGUUAAGGCAGCAGCGAAAUAUCGAAUGGCAGAAGACUGGAUCGUUGAUGAUGCGAUGAUGAGUGUGAAGCGAUCGCGGAUGAGAGAGGCGAAAGAGCAAAGGAGAAAUCGAAACAAUCUAAUUAAAGAGAACAAAAUUUAUGAACAAACACUCGAUUCUUGUCGAUUUUGUGUCGAGGCGGUAUGCUUCCGAAAACACUGUAUGGUGGCUUGUGGAAAUAGCGCCUAUUUGUCAUCUGUUCCAUGGCGCCCUUUGAUAAAAGAACACUGUUUGGUCGUUCCUAUUACUCACUAUUCGUCAACUGUAACACUUGAUGAAAAUGUUUAUGAAGAAAUACAGAGAUUUAAAAGAGCUUUAGUUUCAAUGUGGCACAACGAAAAAAUGGAUUGUUUGUUUGUAGAAACAGCUAAAAAUGUAAAACACCGCAAGCAUAUGUAUAUUGAAUGUAUUGCAGUACCGAGUAAAAUUGGUGAAAUGGCACCUAUUUAUUUUAAGAAAGCGAUCGACGAUAGUGAAGGUGAAUGGGUUGAUAACAAAAAAUUGGUGGAUCUCAGUAAACGAGGUGGAAACAUUCGAAAAGUUAUUCCCAAAGGGUUCUCGUAUUUUGCUGUCGAUUUUGGUUUGCAAUCGGGUUAUGCGCAUGUUAUUGAAAACGAAGAUCAAUUUCCGCAGAAUUUUGCCCAUGAAAUAAUCGGUGGUAUGAUGGAUCUGGAAAGGAGGCAGUGGAGGAUGAAUGAAUGUCUAACUGUGAAAGAACAGCUAGCGAAUACCGCUGAACUUAAACGUUUAUGGGAACCAUUUGAUUGGACGAAAGAAUCUAAAAAUGACAAGUGAUCAAACAGGUGUAGACGUACUCGACAGUGUUAUCGAUUCUUGAAAACAUAAAUUUGAUGUCACUUGAAAUCGUUGGAAAUAACAACCUUAAUGCCUCUUUGUUAUCUCAGUAAAUUUCAAUUUCAUAUGUGUGCUUCGUUCAUGUAUGCAAGAUUCAUUAUUGUAGUUUUGUGAUAUUAAACCUCUUUAAACAGCAUUAAAUGAUUGGUUCUGAAGUAUUUUUAGACGGAUCAUUCCUACAGCUAGCAAAAUGCUUUGGCCCGACACUCUUCGAAAUAUUUCAUUCCAAGUUCGAGGAAAUUUUGUGCAGCAGCACUGUACUUAAUCGAAUCAUACGAUGUAAUAAAUUCAUUUCCGUA
Loa loa (African eye worm) is the source of this 1742-nucleotide messenger RNA. RefSeq lists its product as hypothetical. NCBI's taxonomy places the organism in Eukaryota, Metazoa, Nematoda, Chromadorea, Rhabditida, Onchocercidae. Gene Ontology annotation, biological process: mRNA splicing, via spliceosome. The record is from RefSeq and is a predicted model, not a curated record. Gene Ontology annotation, cellular component: post-mRNA release spliceosomal complex. The transcript is spliced from 10 exons. The coding region runs from base 7 to 1383 and encodes 458 amino acids.